GCGAGCUUUCUUUUCGCAUUCUGAUCACAAUUUUUUGCUUAAACAAGUUUUAAAAACUAAUUUCAUGUGAAAUUUUCAAAUUAUUUGGUUUUCUCCCAUUAAAAUGAUGCAUGUUGCACAUUGUAGCAGAGAACCAGCCCGUCCGAAUUCCCUCGAUGACUUUUGCCGGGUCUGUCUGCUGCGGAAGCCUUCGCUGCGCCCGCUGACGGGCCAGUCGUCCGGCGUCAUGAUUCCGGAGAUGCUGUACAAGCUCACCGGCACGAUGCUGAACGUGCAGGACCAGUUGCCGGCGGUCAUCUGCGAGCGCUGUCUCGUGAAGCUGGACCUGGCGUACAGCGUAACGGAGGAGUUCCGCCGGCAGGAGGAGCAGCUGCGUCAGUUUUUGUGGAAGGGAGGCUCGUUGGUGGGGCAACUGGUGGAGUACGGGUCGGGGGUGGAAUUGCGACCGAAGCCGCACUCGGAAGAGGUCAUUAGGAGGUUGGUGGAAGAGAGUAGAACUGUGGAAGAGCCGAAGCCUACCAUCAAGCGAGAACCGCUGGAUGUGGUCGACGACUUUGUCGAGCACCGCUCGGAGGAAGAUUCGAAUCUCAACGAGGGAAUGGCCGUGAAGGAGGAAUUACCCGAUAAGGAAGCUGAUGGGGCCACUUCUUUCGAGGUGAAAAUUCAUUCCUCGCCGAUGGAGUCCGAACAGGACGAUGGCGACAAGGAUUCAGAUUAUCGUCUGGGUGGAACUGAAACCCGGGGAGAUGGAUUUAUUCAAUCGCCGAUGGAGUCCGGCGCGGACGAUGAUGACUUUGAAGAGGAAGAUGACGAACGGGACGUUGAUUUUCAACCCAAUCGCUCGACAGUUUCUGUUACAAGUGUAGAAGAUGAGAUAUCCGAGAUUCUCGCAGAUGAUGCGACGAAGUGUCCGGAUUGCAGUAAAGAGUUCCCCACUCCGUUAUCGUUACGACGACACUACAGAAGGCACAUUGUCAGGAAGAAGGGAAUGUUUCGGUGCGAGAAUUGUAAUAAGAAUUUUGCCUCGAAAGCCGAUCUCAGACUACAUGAAGUGACUCACAUUAACAAGGCUAAAAAGAGCUCGCUUUAUGAGUGCAAAUAUUGUUGGAAGAUCUUUACACGUAAAUAUCGCUUGGGUUUGCAUCAGAAACGUCACGAGCAGGAGAACGAUGUGGCAAUCAAACCGAAGCUGGUCGAAGAGCUUCAAGCAACUCCACAGGAAACCGAAAGUGAACCAUCUGCUUCUGGCAGCAGUUCAAAGCAAAAAAUCUACGAAUGCAAGCAUUGUCAAAAGGUUUUCGCCUGGCAAUGUCGCCACAAACAGCAUGAAGAGCAGUGCGAAAAGCAGAGACCAUCUGAAACCCAACAACAGGAAGCUCCAACAACCGACCCAGCCUCCACCAUCGCUCAUCCGCCCUACUUCGAGUGCGCCCUCUGCCCGAAGAUCUUCCUCUCGGGAGCUCGCUUCCGGCACCACCUAAAAUUGCACGAAAAGAAGCAAGCCGACGAGGCGGCAAACCCCACCCCGGCAGCCCGCUUCCCGUGCCCCAAGUGCAAAUGCUCGUACGAGGAAGAGUGGAAGCUCGAACUGCACCUGCAAAGGCACGCCACCGUCGAAAGUGGCAAGUACCGGUGCAAAACGUGCGACCACGCGUUCGCCACCCCGAUGGACCUGCGAAGGCACGAAAAGAAGCACGCCUCCCGGCCGGAGUGGCGAACCCCGCCGGAGGAAAUCCCCGCCCCGCUGAUGAUCGUCAAAAACGAGCGCAAGUUCUUCAAGUGUCGCAAGUGCGUCAAGAUAUUCGUCAACAAGUCCACCUACUUCUCGCACGCGCAGAUCCACGUGGCGAUCAAAACGGGCGCGUUCAAGUGUCCGCACUGUCCGAAGCGGUACGGCCAGCGGUGCCGGCUGCGAAUGCACCUGCGGGAAAAGCACGACGUGUACUUGCCGAAACAGGAGGAGGGGGAGGAGGAGGAGGAGGAAGAAGGGGAGCCCUCCGCAGAGCGGGAGGCGAUGUUUUCGACGGAGGAGAGUUAUGAAGUGCAUUUGCGGGAGCAUCGGAGCGAAGGUGGGGCGGAGGGGGUAUCCGGAGGGGAGCUGAAGCAAGAGUCACCUACCAGCGCAUCUGAUCAACACUCAAUCGCCAUCGAAGAAGUGAAGGUUCCUUCCAUCAAGCAAGAGCCAACAAUCGAUGAUGACAGCAGCCAAACGCAAGACAGCUUUACGCGGGUAAAGACCGAGUCCCCGAUGGUCGUGCUACCAAUACAAAAUGUUGAAGUGGUUCAACAACCUACUCCCGGCAGUAGCGCUUUUGGCAACGAGACUUUCGACGAGUCUAAAGAGUUCAAGUGUGAACUGUGCGGAAAGUGUUACUCCCAGCGAGGCGUCCUCAACCGGCACAUCCGACACGUGCACAAGCUGGACGGGUCGACCGCCGUCGGUGCCGAAGGUCCUCCGGCCGAUACGCGCGAGUGUGACGAGUGCAAGAAGUACAUCAAACGGAAGCUCUUUAGCGAACAUCGCAAACACCACGAGAACGUGCGGCUGAGGAAGUUCGUGUGUCCCUUGUGCGAUAAAGCGUUUCGUACAAACCAUCACCAGAAGGAGCACGUGGCAACGCGAGCCUGUGAGAAAACGUCCGAGGUGGCGAAGUAUGGCGCCGAUGCCAAGUACAAGUGCGUCGAGUGUGGCAAAGCGUACAACAACAGCCAGAGCAUUGAUUCGCAUAUGAAGCGGCACAAGGUGCUGCGGGAGGAGCGAUACAAGUGCGGUAUUUGUCAAAAGGUAUUUGGAGCGAAACGGGAACUAGAAGUUCACAAUAUGAGAGUGCACGAGACUGUCCUUUGAAGAGUUGAUUAUCGAUAAGUGCAGCGUAAUGUAUUUUUUGCAUGCCAAAUACCCUAUUUAAUAAUGUUCACAGUUUAGGCCACUGUCAUCGAAUAAAUGAAAAUAAUCUUACAGAUUCAA
Culex pipiens pallens (northern house mosquito) is the source of this 2968-nucleotide messenger RNA. RefSeq names its product zinc finger protein 700-like. The coding region runs from base 104 to 2848 and encodes 914 amino acids. The transcript has 7 exons. NCBI's taxonomy places the organism in Eukaryota, Metazoa, Arthropoda, Insecta, Diptera, Culicidae. The record is from RefSeq and is a predicted model, not a curated record. Gene Ontology annotation, molecular function: zinc ion binding; DNA-binding transcription factor activity, RNA polymerase II-specific; RNA polymerase II transcription regulatory region sequence-specific DNA binding. Gene Ontology annotation, biological process: regulation of transcription by RNA polymerase II. Gene Ontology annotation, cellular component: nucleus.